CCAAUGUUUCAUCGCGUGGGCAGAAAACAAGCGCCGUCUCCCGGGUGCGAGGAAUCUACGCAGGCGUAUUAAUAUUCAAAACACCAUAGCGGGGCUAAGUUUCGGCGGCGGUUUGGGCAAUAGUUGGAUGAACAUUUAAAAGUGCUCGUGUUCAAGGUUCGUCCAUUUUGAGCGCGGUUGUAGCGAGGAAGGGAAGCAGGGCUGUGUGAACCUCACCAUGAUGCAACUCUACCAUCUGUGUUGGCUUGGACUAUUAGUUAUCAUAUAUACAGGAAGCUGCUACGCCGCAACAAGCGAUGACGAAAGUGAGGCUGAGACUAGUCAUUCAAGAGUGAGGCGGAACGGCUGGAGCAUGUACAGACUGGGCAGAGGUCUACAGAUGCUCAGGUUGGGUAAGCGAGGAUUGCCUAUGAUUCGACUGGGCAGAACACCAUCCAGCGACAGCGCACUAACACCAGAAGAAAUCCGAUACCUACUGACUUCAAUGAUGGACGACUCAAAGACUUUAUCUAGUCGACAAGUCCCGGUGCCAAGGUACGGCAAGGACCUCGACUACCAGACGGCUUACGAGCAGAGUCUUGGCGAUGAAGACGACGAGAAAAUUAUGCGACGCUCAGCAAAUCCCCUCGAAAUAGAUGAAGGUCUUCCGCGUCUGCGCCCAGCACCCCGCGGAGGUCGCUUCCGCCGUUCUGACCUCUCGCAGUUCACGAGACUUUCCGAGAAACUCAAGGAAUUACAGAACCGUGAGAGAGCGGUGGCUCUUCCAAGGAUUGGACGCUUUUCAAAGGAAAGAGCAGUGCCUAUCCCAAGGAUUGGCUGAAGUAGACAUCUACACGAAACGUAAUUCUGAGGGUGCAUUUAAUGUAUGUAAUAUUAGCCUACAGCUCAGUGAACAAACGAUACUCACACUGCGAUAUUAUCCCGUACAUCGCUCAUAAACCAUUCCUUAUGCAUAUGCAUAUGUUUAUCUUUUCUUUUGAUGGUAUUUUCUUGCACUGAAUAAGUCACAAUCACAGAGUCCUUUUGUAGAUAUGGUUAAUUUCCUGGUGCCAAAGUCUACAAUACCCCCAGCCAAGAGACGUGACGUAGGUUGAAUCAAUGUUAGAGAAACUCUAGAGUUUUUAUCAUGAACGAUUUUCCAUUCGUGAAAUGAAACUCAAGGGAAACAUUUUCUGAAUGUGAAUAAAAAAUUGUAUUUUCA
This is a messenger RNA of Haliotis rubra (blacklip abalone), 1201 nucleotides long. Its product is annotated as myomodulin neuropeptides 2-like. The record is from RefSeq and is a predicted model, not a curated record. The coding region runs from base 218 to 820 and encodes 200 amino acids. The transcript is spliced from 2 exons. NCBI's taxonomy places the organism in Eukaryota, Metazoa, Mollusca, Gastropoda, Lepetellida, Haliotidae.